AUGGGAACUCUCAUGCACCCUAAUUCAAAAUUAGAAAAGGGAGAAAAUGAGAAAGAUGUUGAUGAGACUAGGUAUAGAGGAAUGAUUGGAUCUCUCAUGUACCUUACUUCCUCUAGACCUGAUAUUGUUCAAAGUGUUGGAAUGUGUUCUAGAUUUCAACCAAAACCAAAAGAAUCACAUCUUUCAUCAGUUAAAAGGAUCAUUAGAUAUGUUCAUAGCACAUCCAGUUUUGGUCUAUGGUAUCCUAAGAUUGAUGAUUUUUCUGCAGUUGGUUAUUGUGGUGCAGAUUUUGUUGGAGAUAGAAUUGAUAGAAGGAGCACAUCAGUUUCCAACCCUCUGGCUUUUCUCCUCAUAAAGCCUUCCACUAACCCUUCGGCUCCUUCUCCCACUACCAUUAGUGCUCCUCUUCAUUCAAAACCUGGGUUCACACAAAUGAGGAAGAAAAUAAUUCUUCAAAAUUCUCCUCGUGAAAAAGUUCUCAAGCUUCCUCGUGAAUAA
Molecule: messenger RNA, 498 nt
Organism: Arachis duranensis
Lineage: Eukaryota; Viridiplantae; Streptophyta; Magnoliopsida; Fabales; Fabaceae
Product: secreted RxLR effector protein 161-like
Exons: 2
Coding region: 1-498 (165 amino acids)
Source: RefSeq, a predicted model, not a curated record